Jaculus jaculus (lesser Egyptian jerboa) is the source of this 7738-nucleotide messenger RNA. It is a transcript of the gene Smad4, whose product is annotated as SMAD family member 4. The transcript is spliced from 12 exons. Gene Ontology annotation, biological process: BMP signaling pathway; anatomical structure morphogenesis; SMAD protein signal transduction. NCBI's taxonomy places the organism in Eukaryota, Metazoa, Chordata, Mammalia, Rodentia, Dipodidae. Gene Ontology annotation, molecular function: DNA-binding transcription factor activity, RNA polymerase II-specific; I-SMAD binding; RNA polymerase II cis-regulatory region sequence-specific DNA binding. Gene Ontology annotation, cellular component: heteromeric SMAD protein complex. The record is from RefSeq and is a predicted model, not a curated record. The coding region runs from base 198 to 1856 and encodes 552 amino acids.
GAGCGGCCCGCGGAGCGACGAGCGGCGGCGGGAGGGCGUCCCCUCGCCCGCGCCGAGCCCAGAUUGUCCUGAACACCAGAUGUCUGACAGCUUUUCUUGCAACAUUAGCCAUCAUUUUUCACUGCCUCCAAUAUAUCAAAAUUGCUCCAGAAAUUGGAGACAUAUUUGAUUUAAAAGGAAAAAAAAAACCUGAACAAAUGGACAAUAUGUCGAUUACGAAUACACCAACAAGUAAUGAUGCCUGUCUGAGCAUUGUCCAUAGUUUAAUGUGCCACAGACAAGGUGGAGAAAGUGAGACAUUUGCCAAAAGAGCGAUUGAAAGUCUGGUAAAGAAGCUGAAGGAGAAGAAAGAUGAACUGGAUUCUUUAAUAACAGCUAUAACUACCAAUGGAGCUCAUCCUAGCAAAUGUGUUACCAUACAAAGGACAUUGGAUGGUAGACUUCAGGUGGCUGGUCGGAAAGGAUUUCCUCAUGUUAUCUAUGCUCGUCUGUGGAGGUGGCCUGAUCUACAUAAAAAUGAACUAAAACAUGUUAAAUAUUGUCAGUAUGCAUUUGACUUAAAAUGUGAUAGUGUCUGUGUUAAUCCAUAUCACUAUGAACGAGUUGUUUCUCCUGGAAUUGAUCUCUCAGGAUUAACACUGCAGAGUAAUGCCCCACCAAGUAUGUUGGUAAAGGAUGAAUAUGUUCAUGACUUUGAGGGACAGCCAUCGUUACCUACUGAAGGACAUUCAAUUCAAACCAUCCAGCACCCACCGAGUAAUCGUGCCUCCACGGAGACAUACAGCACCCCAGCUCUGUUAGCCCCAUCUGACUCUAAUGCUUCCAGCACCACCAACUUUCCCAACAUUCCUGUGGCUUCCACGAGUCAGCCUGCUAGUAUUCUAGCGGGCAGCCAUAGUGAAGGACUGUUGCAGAUAGCUUCAGGGCCUCAGCCAGGACAGCAGCAGAAUGGAUUCACUGGUCAGCCAGCCACGUACCAUCAUAACAGCACUACCACCUGGACUGGAAGUAGGACUGCACCAUACACACCUAAUUUGCCUCACCACCAAAACGGCCAUCUUCAGCACCACCCGCCUAUGCCGCCCCAUCCCGGACAUUACUGGCCAGUUCACAAUGAGCUUGCAUUCCAGCCUCCCAUUUCCAAUCAUCCUGCUCCUGAGUAUUGGUGUUCCAUUGCUUACUUUGAAAUGGAUGUUCAGGUAGGAGAGACAUUUAAGGUUCCUUCAAGCUGCCCUAUUGUAACUGUUGAUGGAUACGUGGAUCCUUCUGGAGGAGAUCGCUUUUGCUUGGGUCAACUCUCCAAUGUCCACAGAACAGAAGCCAUUGAAAGAGCAAGGUUGCACAUAGGCAAAGGUGUGCAGCUGGAAUGUAAAGGUGAAGGUGACGUUUGGGUCAGGUGCCUUAGCGACCAUGCAGUCUUUGUACAGAGUUACUACUUAGACAGAGAAGCUGGACGUGCACCUGGAGAUGCUGUUCAUAAGAUCUACCCAAGUGCAUAUAUAAAGGUCUUUGAUUUGCGUCAGUGUCAUCGGCAGAUGCAGCAGCAGGCAGCCACUGCGCAAGCUGCAGCUGCUGCACAGGCAGCGGCAGUGGCAGGAAACAUCCCUGGUCCCGGAUCAGUAGGUGGAAUAGCGCCAGCUAUCAGUCUGUCAGCUGCGGCCGGCAUUGGUGUUGACGAUCUCCGUCGCUUGUGCAUACUCAGGAUGAGCUUUGUGAAAGGCUGGGGACCGGAUUACCCAAGACAGAGUAUCAAAGAAACGCCAUGCUGGAUUGAGAUUCACUUACAUCGAGCCCUCCAGCUCCUAGAUGAAGUACUUCACACCAUGCCUAUUGCAGACCCACAACCUUUAGACUGAGGUCUUUCACCGUGGGACCCUAGCCAUUUUUAGGAUGGUGGACUAUGAAAUAUAGUCCUGUUUAUUAUCUGAAGAUGGAAUUCAUUUUUGUUCUGCUUUAUCUUUUCAUAAAGGGUUGAAAAUGUGUUUGCUGCCUUGCUCCUAGCAGACAGAAACUGGAUUCAAACAUUUUUUUUUCCUAUUUUAAAACUUUUCAGGCAUGGCUCAGAGCUUGAAGGUCAGGAAGAACUGAUUGUUACUAAGUCUUUACCAGUUAUUUAUGAAGGAGUCAUUCCACUGCUGGAAAAUUUAGCCCUUUAAAAUGUCCUAGAGCUUUUUCUAUGCAGAACAUCAGCGUGUGUGUUAUUCUACAGAAUAAAUUCAAUAUUGCUGAUUUUGAAGGCAGAGAAGUUCUCAAAGUUAAUUCACCUGUGUUACUUUGUGUGCAAGUUAUUGUUGAACAUACUUUACUUCAAAAUACUGUGCCAUGUGGGUGAGUUAAUUUACUAAGAGCAACUUUACUGUUUUAAAAAUGAAAUAGUCAUGUAUAAUAACCUUUUAUCCAAAAUAUUUUUUGCAAGUUUUAACUAUUGAAAAUAAUUUCAAUUUAGAUUGUCGCAACUUUAGUUUUCUUUUUGCCAAGGCAAACACUAAUAUGUAUGUAUAAGGGCAAUUCCUUAAAAUUGUCAGACAAAAAAAAAUGUCAUUUAAAAUGCAUUUGUUGUCCCUAAUGGAUAACUAUUUAUCAGGAAGUAUACUUUCACCCUUUUGAAUAGUAGAUGGAUUCUUCUAUAUUUCUAGGCGCAAAGUUGGUUAUUAAGCCUAGAGGAGGAAUUUCUUUCCCUUUGUUAAUUCAUAGGGAAAGGUUUUGUAUUUUUAAAAACACUAAAAGCAGUGUCUCUCUGCCUAAUACUUCACUGUUCCGCAAGGUGGCAGUGCUUAAAGUAAAUGAUGAGUAUUUUGGAAACUGCUAAAUUCUAUGUUAAAUACUGUGCAGAAUAAUGGAAACAUUGCAGUUCAUAAUAGGUAGUUUGAAUAUUUUUGUACUUGAUUUGAUGUGUGACUUUUUUUCAUAUACUGUUUAAAUCAUGUAUGUUAUGACAUUGUUUAAAAUUCAGUUUUUGUAUCUUGGGGCAAGACUGCAAACUUUUUUAUACCUUUUGGUUAUUCUAAGCCUUUGCCAUCAAUGAUCAUAUCAGUCGGCAGUGACUUUGUAUAGAGAAUUUAAGUAGAAGAGUUGCAGAUGUAUUGACUGUACCACAGACACAAUAUGUAUGCUUUUUACCUAGAUAGUAGCGUAAAUAAAACUGAAUCUCCGCAUACUAUGUUGAACUCUAGGUUUGGUUUUUAAAUGUUUUCCUCUUGCACUUCUGAGUCCAAUCCCAGAGGCGAGACAUCCUCUGCUCAAUGACAGGCAGAGCUAGUUAUGCUGGGCAGCCUUGGUUUCCCUCCCUCUACCAGGACUCCGUGUACACUAUGGAUCAUGAGUAGAGUUGGUUUUUGAACUUUUCCUAUAGCCUGGGAUAAAUAAUGUGAACUCAAAUCAAGAAUCAUCAUGCUGAUGUUUUUAAUUCUUUGCUUGGAGGGGUUUUUGUAAGCUUUCAGAGUCUAGAAGGUCUGUCAAUGAGCCCUGGAAACUGUAUGCAUCAUGGUUUUCUUUCUCUUGGCUGCAGCCCACUUCAGAAGGUCUUGAAUAGGCUGGCCCAGGAAUCGUGAAUGCUGCAGUGUCUGAGAUGGAAAUCCCAUCCAGGUUACAAACCUUGUUUUCAAAAAGUUUCUAGUCACCCACUGUUACUCUGAAUACUUACAGAUACUUUUGGCAAAGAUCCAAUUAUUAUCUGUAUGUUAGGUGAUUUUUAAAAAGUAUUAUUGGCAGAAUUAUAAAGAUACCUAGAAAUUUCUGUCUUUAGGUCCAUUUUACUAUGGAUGAGGACUUAGGAGUGAGGGGAGAGAGUUUCAGUAUAACAGAUUCUUUAAAAUCCAGGUUAUUUGACUAGAACCUUACCCAUGCAGUGGUACAAUUUCUUACCUCCUUUUCUACUUUACAGAAGGGUUUCAUGUUUCAUCCUCUUCAGAAAGUAUGAGGAGAAUGUAUGCUAAGAGGAAUCUCUUCAGAGCCAAGCCUUCUGUCUUGGUUUCUUCUUGCUAAGAGCCAUAAAAUACAGCAGUACUUCUGGUUACAUUGAUUGUAUUUGUACCUAGAUUGUCAUGUGCUUUUGAGAGUCAUCAGUUACUCCUGACAACAUGGUUGUUAAACUGUAUUUCUGUUCCUUACAGGUGCAUCUUUGACGAAUAAGACUUAAAAACAAAUCUCCCUAGAUUUAAAAUUCUGUAUCUUCUUUAGGGUAAGAUAGUUUUUGUCAUUCUCAGAGUAUGAUUAUUGUGUGGGUGUGAUUCUGGGUGGUUUUUCUGAUUCAUGUCUUAAAGACACUCUUAAUGCUAAGCAGGCCCAUCUGGUCUGAGACCCUUUCCACUUCUGUCUUGUGCCUUUCUGUGCAUUAUCAAAGGAAAUCCUUAAUGGCAUUGCCUUGAUUUGCUUACAAGUAGAGUCCUUUGUGGGAUAAUUUGUCUUGUUCAUUAUACUUUACUGCCCCAAGUGUACAAAGAAGGUAACAGUUUACUGCCAUAUAACCUGCUUUUCCCAAAACAUGGCUCAUUUGUAUUGUUGCAGUUGCUGACUAGGUCCUGACCUCUUCCUUCUAAAAGCAGUAUAGGUUUACAGACCAGGUGAUCUGACUUACAUGAAAAAUCUAAUGCAAUAUAAGCUGUGUUCUACUUCAGAGUUAGAAAUCCAUAUUUUUGUGUAGUAGUAUGGUUCUACCAACUUUGUAGGCAACAUUAAAACCUUGGGAUUUUUGCCAUCUGUGGAAGAAAGUUUUGCAUUUUCUCAUAAUGCUAAAUAUCUCUGAGGGAAAACAUUUCUGCUCCUGGUCUAGAGGGAACUAGUGAAUUAUCACAAAUAUUAUAGUUUUAAAACUUUAUUUAGUUGAGGCCUUUUUGAGAGCCCUUUGGAAGGAACAGUUUUGUUCUCUGGUAAGGUAGUUCUUGAUAGUUUCUGUGGGGUGUUCAGGUGCCAUGCUAAUUCUUCUAGCAUUUAUGUAAUGCUAGCAGAGUGGUUAAGUGGUAAGCUUAGGGUUAUCGAAGUAAAUGAGUAUGUGAAAGCAAUUUCCUCUGAAGUCAGAGAGCAACUCUUAUAGGUGGAUCUUGGCAGAGACAAGUACUUUUCACCUAAAGACAACCCAUCUUGCCACAGAUAGUGAUGUGUAAAUGAUCCCCUCUGUCUUGCUGCCUGAUGAUAGAGUAGUGACUUGUGCAAGCCUUCCAAGUUUCCCUCUGAUAACCAAGCAGUUUCUUCUCUUGACAGAAAGGAAGAUGUGAGAAGCAAGUGGCCUUACUCAUGCAGCAUCCUUGGCUGAGCCUCAUCCUAGCAGUUGUCCCAGUGCUGCUCGGUUGUUACUUGGUGUCACUGUUGAUGACAUUCCCCACAGUCUUGCCUUAUUAAGCAGUAAUUUUUGAUAGAAUUAUUUAAUAUGUAUAUCAGAAUAUGCUGAAUAUAACAUUGCUUUUUGUGCUUAGCUGUCUGCGUACUUCAGGGGCUUUUGAGACAAAUGAAAAAAACUUUUCCCUUUGCUAAAUAUCCUAUAUUGCUGUGGUUUUGAUUUUUCUGUCUUUUUAACCCUUCUCUAUCUCUCAGUCUUCCUUUUCUGACAUCUGCCACUUCUUGUGUGCCUGUUAGGUUACCUCCCCAUAUAUUUUCUUCUUUGUCAGGUUCAUUAUUUUUAACUGCUUGAGCAAGAACUAGAUGAGACUUUCCUUAAAAAAUACAAGCCCUGGGGCAGUAUCCAAGACUCCUUGCUGUGGCUGAAAAGGACUUCAUGCUUUGGUAUUGGACAUUCAUUUCAUUGCUUCCAGUGCUCCUUGGUUCUUGCUGAGUUUCACAUGGUUCAGAUGGAGAGAAGUGAGCUUUAAUCACAAUUUUACCCUUAAUAUUUUGAAAUGUUUCAUUUCCACUUAAGUGCUGCUUGUACAAAAUCUGGGGUUACACAGUAAGGUUUGCUAAAUUAGCAUCAAAAGCCAGAGGUAGUACUGUUGCCUAGAGGGCACCAGCAGAAAACAUGCGCACACACCCCCCUCAAGAGACAAAAGGGUCAUUUUUGCUUUGCUUUGCUGUCCACUUAGCUCUACUUUUUGGCCUUCCUCCUGUAUGGAUAAUUUUGACCUAUAGGUGCCUUUUAAGAAUUGAGGGUCUGAUACCGUGUCCCAAGGAGUAGCUCAAGUAGUGGCUGAUGUUUUCAGGGAUUUUAACAUCAGACUUGAAUGAAUGAAUGAAAAAAAAAUUGAAGCUUUUUGUUUCUUUUUUUAAUGGCAGGACUGAGGAGAAAAUUUUGGUGAAGACAAUCAUUUCUCUCUGUUGACGUGGAUACUUCACAGUUUAUUUAAGAUGUUUUCUCAGAAGGCCCAGAGUUCAUGUUCUUGAUCAACUUGAAGCUAGUGGCUCUGGGACGGGGUCAAACAGUUGUAUUGUCCAGUUUGUGCUCUGCCGCUAAUUUAACGUGUGACCUUGGGCAAGUCAUUUACCUUCUCUGGGCCUCAGUUGCCUCAUCUGUAAAAUGAGGGAGUUGGGCUAGUUCUUCCAGCUCUGAAUUCUAAGUGACCUUGCCUACCUUGCAGCAGUUUUGGGUUUUUUCCUUACCUUUGCUCUGCUGUUUGAAGGGGGCUUUUUACUUAUUUCCAUGUUACUCAAAUGAGACUAGGCUUGAUCUUUUAUUAGUAUUCUCUUGUGGACAAGAAGUUACAUAGAAUGUCCUUAAGACUUAAUUUUAACCAAAGGCCUAGCACCACCUUACGGGUUGCAGUAAGUUUAUAAAACAAAAACAAAAACCUGGGGUGGGGGGAGCCUUCAUUUUAUUUUUCCAUCUGCUCUAUUCAGAGUUUUUAAAGGCUUUUUCCAAGUCAUAACAUUUUAGCUUUCAAGUUGAUGUAUAUGUGAUACCAUCCUUCUAAGUGCUGGUAAUUUUUUCACCUAAAAUGGAUCGAAAACCUAUUGUUAAUGCCUAGUGAUAUUAGAGGUCAUUUCUUUAGGUCUUUGGUUUGUUUCUUAACUAUUAUGUUCAGAAAAGGGAAAUUUCUCUGCAUUUUGUCAGUUGAAGUGGAUUCCAUGACUUAAGACAGCAGUACCAGUCAAUGAUGAUUCACUUAUUUUUGUCUCUUAACGUCCAUCUUGAUUACAUAGCCAGUGGUUGGAUCAUUCCUUUUAGAGUUUUCUUCUAUUCUGCCCUUGGAUAAGUCUAGUAAGUGAACGUGUUCUUCUUCUUCUUUUUUUUUCCCAAGGACCUGGAAGCCUUCCUUGGGGGUGGGUUAAGAAUAGGUGGGGUUUGGGGAGUCCUGAUAGAGACCAGCUCUGUUGUGCCUGAAAAGGAAGGGAUGAAACCAGCUGCUCUUGCUAAGGCUUCUUGUCAUUGAUGGAAGGACUCGUGGGCUUUGGUUGGUUAAAAGAUGAAAUACGGAGUUAGCAUACUUCCUCUAAAUAUGGGGUCGGUUCAAUGAAUUGAACAUGUGAUUUAUGGGAAAAGUGUGACUGCUUAUAGAUGAUGAAAACUUGGUAUGCUGCAGAACCCAGUGUGGAAGAAAUGGCUGGGAUGCUGGGAACAGAUUUGGUGGUGAUAGUCCCAAUUCUGUUUUCUUCCCCAAGGUCUGAGGAAUGCAGCUAUACCAAAACUCAUAGAAGAGCCACUCUAACCUUGAGCUUUUGAGAAAACUGGUUAGCUGAAGCUCCAGUUUGUUCCUUUGUGGCUUUCUGUAUACUUUUGCCUGGUCGAAGUCUGUGGCUAAACAAUAGUUGACCCUAUCUUGAAAACUCUGUAACAAAGUAUGUUUUUGAUUAAAAGAGAAAGCCAACUAAA